AUGAUUUUUGUUGGCCGUUUAACAAGUCAUAAAUAUUUUGAUAAAUUGACAAAAACAGUUCAAGAUAAAGAAGAAUCAAAUGAAGAAAUAGAAUUCUUUUUAAAAUAUAUAACUUUGGGCAAAAACAAAGCAGCUGUUGAACAAUUCGCUGAUGAUCGUAGAUAUCGUAUUGUAUACGAAGACUAUUUCAAUCCUGCUGUCUUUGAUAUUAUCAAAAGAAAAGCAUUAUUUCAAUAGUAAAAAAAAAUAUUUGUCGCCAUCACGAAACGAAAGAAGGAUUUAAUCUUAACAAUAUUAUGAAUGAACAUGAAAAACGAACGAAAUCGUCAAGUUCAUCUUUCAUUAAGAAAGGUCCAUCAAUAGACGAUGCUUAAGGAGCAACCUUUGCUCUAUUAUUUUAUACUGGAACAAAAAAAUGAAGCAGUUGUUGAAGCACUUAUUAUUCACUUUUAUUUAGUUAAAAGCACUUUGAUAUAUUUCUUAUUAUUGGGUACCCUGGAGAAAGUACUGAGUUCAGGGUACCCAUGUACUGAGAAAGCCUCAGCAGGGUACCCGAUAUGGGUACUUCGAAAAUUUUCAGUAAUUAUACUGACGUAGGUACUGCAUUGGGUACCCAUUGCAGUAUGUUUACUGAACAAGUACUUGCAUGAGUACCC
This is a messenger RNA of Rotaria sordida, 656 nucleotides long. Lineage: Eukaryota; Metazoa; Rotifera; Eurotatoria; Philodinida; Philodinidae. The record is from the annotation of a GenBank genome assembly.